Apodemus sylvaticus (European woodmouse) is the source of this 2211-nucleotide messenger RNA. Its product is annotated as guanylate-binding protein 4-like. The transcript is spliced from 11 exons. Gene Ontology annotation, molecular function: GTP binding; GTPase activity. The record is from RefSeq and is a predicted model, not a curated record. NCBI's taxonomy places the organism in Eukaryota, Metazoa, Chordata, Mammalia, Rodentia, Muridae. Bases 214 to 2064 code for a protein of 616 amino acids.
UUUUUAUGGCUAUUCAUCAGAGGCUCUAGAUAUUUUUAGUUCCAACGAGAAAGCAGCACGUAACGUUUUUCCAUCUGCGAUUCAGAUCUCUGAAAGACUUCAGAGCUAAAGGAAGAGCAGGAAGAGACAGGCAGUGGUGGAAGUCCUCCCUCUCAGUAGUGGAAGUCCUCCUUCUCAGUGGAGAAGAAAAGCAGUCAAAGAAUCCCAGUGGACAUGGAAUCAGAAGUCCCUUUGUGCCUCAUUGAGAAUGUGAAAGGACAACUGAGAGCCAAUCAGAAGGCCCUGGAGGUCCUGUCAGCCAUUACACAGCCUGUAGUGGUGGUGGCCAUUGUGGGCCUCUACCGCACAGGCAAAUCCUACCUGAUGAAUAAGCUGGCUGGGAAGAAAACAGGCUUCUCCCUCGGCUCCACUGUGCAGUCUCACACCAAGGGCAUCUGGAUGUGCUGUGUGCCUCAUCCCCAGAAGCCUGACCACACCCUAGUUCUGCUUGACACGGAGGGCCUGGGGGAUGUGGAGAAAGGUGACAACCAGAAUGACUGCUGGAUCUUUGCCCUGGCUGUCCUUCUAAGCAGCACUUUUGUCUACAACAGCAUGGGAGUGAUCAACCAGCAGGCCAUGGACCAGCUGCACUAUGUGACAGAGCUCACAGAUCGGAUCCGAGCAAGAUCCUCAUCUGAACUGCAUGAUGGGGUGGAAGACUCAGCUGAGUUUAUGAGCUUCUUCCCUGACUUUGUGUGGACUCUGAGGGAUGUGAUCCUAAGACUUGAAGCAGAUGGACGAAGCCUCACUGCAGAUGAGUACCUGGAGUAUUCCCUGAAGCUCAAGAAAGGUAUCAGUGAAGAAGAUAAAAAGUACAACCUGCCCCGAGUCUGUAUUCGAAAGUUCUUCCCCAAGAAGAAAUGCUUUGUCUUCUAUCCACCUGCUGAAUGGAAAAAGCUCUGUUACCUGGAGAGUUUGCAUGAGGAUGAAUUGGAUUCUGACUUUGUGAGACAGGCGUCAGACUUCUGUUCCUUCAUCUUCAUCUUUUCUAAGACUAAAACUCUGCCAGGAGGCAUUGAGGUCAAUGGAACUCGACUGGGAAUUCUAGUGCAGACCUACUUGGAUGCCAUCAGUAGUGGGACUGUUCCUUGUCUGGAGAAUGCAGUGACAACCCUGGCCCAGCUUAUGAACUCAGCAGCUGUGCAGAAGGCAGCUGAGCACUACAGUGAGCAGAUGGCCCAGCGAGUGAGACUCCCCACAGACACGCUCCAGGAGCUGCUGGAUGUGCAUGCAGCCUGUGAGAAGGAAGCCAUUGCUGUCUUCAUGGAGCACUCCUUCAAGGAUGACCAGCUGGAGUUCCAGAAGCAGCUUCUGGUCACCAUAGAGGAAAAGAAGGAAACUUUCAUUGAACAGAAUGAAGCAACAUCUCUCAGUCACUGCCAAGCUGAGCUGGACAAGCUCUCAGAGUCCCUAAGGGAGAACCUUUUACAUGGAGUUUUCUCUGUUCCUGGGGGCCACAGUCUCUACCUAGAGGCCAGGGAGAAGAUUCGGAAGAACUAUGAGCAAGUGCCCAGGAAGGGUCUGAAGGCAAGUGAGGUCUUCCAGAACUUCCUGAAGUCACAGAUCUCUGUGGAGGAGUCCAUCUUGCAGUCAGAUAAAGCCCUCACUGAAAGUCAGAAAGCCAUGGCAGCUGAACUGGCGAAGAAGGAGGCAGCUGAGAAGGAGCUGGAGUUAAUGAUGCAGCAGCAAAAGGAGACUGAGGAAAAGAUGGAGGCUCUAAAGAGAAGUGUCUCAGAAUCCAUGGCCCAGAUGCAGGAGAAAAUACUGAUGGAAAGGGAGAACCAUCUGAGAGAGCAGGAGAGGGUUCUGGACCUCAAGAUGAAGGCACUAGAAAAACUAGCUCAUGAAGGACUUGAGGAGCAGUGUGGUGACUUGAAAAAUGAAAUAAAACGACGAGAAAAAAAUAUUCAAACCAUGAAAGAGAACUCCACUUUGAAGUGCCUUGAUGGAACUCUAGAUUUUUUCCGUGAACUACUACUGAACGUACUCAGCUCAGAGAUUAAAAGGACACUGAGGAAAAUGUGAUGUAAUCCAGUUAGCAGCACUCCUCCAUGGCCUCUGCAUCAGUUCCUGAGUCCAGAUUCCUGCCCUCAGUUUCUUUCCUGACAUUCCUUAUUAAUGGAGUGUGGCCUGAGGUUUGCAACAUGAAAUAAACCAUUUCCUCCUCACUUA